AUGGACUCACGAAUAGCGAUGCGGCCUACCCGGCCUCAGACUGUCAAAGAGCUGGUUGCCCAGGCCGAGAACUUCAACUUCAAUACAAAUAUUCCCUUUAAGCACUGGACGCGUGCGGCCGAGACACUGUACCAAGAGGCUUCCUUUGCAGUCUCCGAUGGCGAUUUCGGUCGAGCUUACAUGAUGCUGUACCGGCACUCCGCUCUUGUCCUCAAGUAUAUUCCGACACAUCCCCAGUUCAGAGAUCCCGAGAACAAAAAGGCCUACGCAGCGCUUGCAAAACGCAAGCGCAUCGAACGCGUCAUCCAAGAUCUCGAACAGCUCAAACCCGAAAUUGAGAAUGCCGUCAAAGAAUGGGAGCGGAUGGCGCUGUCGCCGAAGCCGGCUACCGAGGCUGCACCAAACACUUCGUCGCGAUACGAACAAUUCGCAGCUCGCGAUCCAAGCUUGACCGGCAAUGCUAGAAUUCUGGAUGCAUCUGAUCACCAGGAUCUAGCAGUUGAUCUGGCCCAGAAGGAAUUGACACGAAGAGAUACAGCAAGGAGGGUCACAAGACAAGCUGGGAUCACUGACGAGGAUAUCAUGUCGAGGAGAAGAGGAGGCAAAUGGGACCAAUGGGACGGCGCACGCAUUGGGGACGACGAGGAUCUACGGCGACAGAUGGAGGCAACUAGGCAGGCCCUCGACUCGGCGCACGAGAGACGUAACGACCAUGAUUUCCGACCGACGUCGCACACUUACAACUAUCCGUCUAUUUCCAGACCUCGGCCACUCGAGUACGAGAAAAGUACAACGCCGACUACUCCAUCCAUUCAACCAAGCCGACCACCGAAGGAACCCGUGGCUCUACCACCAAAAGAGCCUCUGCACCCGUCUCUAUCCCAACCGUUACCUCCAAGCCUGCCACAAAAGGUGCCCCUAUCAGCAUACGAACCUCUUAUACCAUCUUCGUCGCCUCAACCUGUCGAUAAUAACCGACCUGAGGUUCCUCGCAAAGAGGCACUUAGCCCGACCGGAGAUGCUGGCCCACCAACAAUUCCCAAAAAGGAGCGUCUCACCUUCAAGCCUGGCGCAUACCUUGAGAACGGUGAUCCGAUACGGUCUCUCUUCCUUCCCAAAAAUCUCCGACAAAAAUUUCUCGACAUCGCUGCUGAUAACACACGACGGGGACUUGAGAUGUGUGGCAUGCUGUGCGGUACACCCAUCAAUAACGCUUUGUUUGUCAGGUGUCUCUUGAUCCCCGAUCAGAAGUGCACGUCGGAUACGUGUGAGACAGAGAAUGAAGAGGUCAUGUUUGACUACUGCAUGAAUGAGGACUUGCUUCUUCUGGGGUGGAUUCAUACGCACCCGACACAGACGUGUUUCAUGAGUUCACGGGAUUUACAUACGCAUGCUGGAUACCAGGUUAUGAUGCCUGAGAGUGUAGCCAUUGUCUGCGCACCAAAAUUCCAACCUUCGUAA
Molecule: messenger RNA, 1461 nt
Organism: Fusarium coffeatum
Lineage: Eukaryota; Fungi; Ascomycota; Sordariomycetes; Hypocreales; Nectriaceae
Exons: 2
Coding region: 1-1461 (486 amino acids)
Biological process (GO): protein K63-linked deubiquitination
Cellular component (GO): membrane; endosome
Molecular function (GO): K63-linked deubiquitinase activity; metallopeptidase activity; protein binding
Source: RefSeq, a predicted model, not a curated record